AACACACACACACACACACUCGGCGCUGGGCAGACGCAGUGAACGGCUCCGCUGGCUGUGUGUUAGAGAGACACGGAGCGACUCAUUGCAUUUCUUUUGACUGUGUGUGUGUGUUGGUGAUGUAAUUGUUUAACUCCAGCAGGUCAUAACAGGGCGAUUUGUCCGUUAAUCACCAUAUGAGAUCCGUCAGCGGGACACCAGACACAGAGACGCUCGAGAAACCUCUUUUCAGGUUUGGCGAUGUGGCUGCGCGUUCUGUUGGCGUGUUUGCUGCUUGAGUUCUGCGGCGCGGCUCCUCACGCUCACAUCAACCGCCUCGCACUCUUCCCUGACAAGAGUGCCUGGUGUGAAGCCAAAAACAUCACGCAGAUCGUCGGACACACGGGCUGCACGCCACGAUCCAUCCAAAACAGGGCCUGUCUGGGUCAGUGUUUCAGCUACAGUGUGCCCAACACCUUCCCACAAUCCACCGAGUCUCUGGUCCAUUGUGACUCCUGCAUGCCAGCGCAGACACAGUGGGAGGUGGUGACUCUGGACUGUGCCGGCAGCGAUGAAGCCCCGCGUGUGGAUAAGCUAGUGGAGCGCAUCCUUCACUGCAGCUGCCAGUCGUGCAGUAAAGAGAGCAGCCAGGAGGGGGCGCUGCUGCAGCUGUACCCUUCAGAGGGAGCGCUGGAGACGCCGUCGCUGCCAGACGCUACACACACGCAGCACGCUCACAUGCACGCCCACGCGCAUUCUGACAUACACACGCCUGAGGCGGGGUGAUGCGCGCGCAUACUUACACUUUCUUACACUGUCUCUCUCUCUCUGUCUGUCUAAAGCACUUUUUCACAUAGAGAUCACAACACUAAUCAACACUUUAUCACGGUCACUGAAGCUUCAGUCAGCUCUGUGAAUAAAUGCGCACACACUCACACACUCAACUAUAUAUUACUGAUGCAUUCACUCACGUCCAGAUCUAUAGGCCUAUAUCUGUAAUGUAGCCUACUGGAACACGUACAGUCAGACUGUGUGUCACAUAUAUAAUAUUGUUUAAUCACAAUAAAAUGUGAAAUCAC
Molecule: messenger RNA, 1058 nt
Organism: Carassius gibelio (silver crucian carp)
Lineage: Eukaryota; Metazoa; Chordata; Actinopteri; Cypriniformes; Cyprinidae
Gene: nbl1
Product: NBL1, DAN family BMP antagonist
Exons: 4
Coding region: 241-765 (174 amino acids)
Biological process (GO): animal organ morphogenesis
Molecular function (GO): receptor ligand activity; BMP binding
Source: RefSeq, a predicted model, not a curated record